AUGCCAAUCAUUUUUUUUACUAUUUUAGAAAAAAAAGAAAGCAAAAUAUUAAUUAACGAUGAUGAAUCAGUUGAAAUGUUAUAUUCAAAAUUAUGUCUUGAUUUAAAUAUGGAUAUGGAACUAAACUUAGAUGCAUGGCGUUCAUAUGAACAUAUUCGUAAUUAUUAUGUGUUAGAAGGCGAUCAAUUACAUUGGUUAGCUGCAUCAUUAUAUGUAUCAUGUAGACGAUAUCCUCAUAUAACAACAUAUGAUAAUAAUCCAAUAUAA
Rotaria sp. Silwood1 is the source of this 267-nucleotide messenger RNA. NCBI's taxonomy places the organism in Eukaryota, Metazoa, Rotifera, Eurotatoria, Philodinida, Philodinidae. The record is from the annotation of a GenBank genome assembly.